Molecule: messenger RNA, 2233 nt
Organism: Zophobas morio
Lineage: Eukaryota; Metazoa; Arthropoda; Insecta; Coleoptera; Tenebrionidae
Product: DNA replication licensing factor mcm7-like
Exons: 20
Coding region: 36-2210 (724 amino acids)
Biological process (GO): DNA replication; DNA strand elongation involved in DNA replication; DNA replication initiation
Cellular component (GO): nucleus; MCM complex
Molecular function (GO): ATP binding; single-stranded DNA helicase activity; single-stranded DNA binding
Source: RefSeq, a predicted model, not a curated record
CUUUCUGUUUUCCCAGCUGCGCUUUUGUUACAGUCAUGAACUCUGCUCCUAAGACCAAUAAUUAUGAAGUCAUAGUUGAAAACGUUAAAAAUUUUUUAAAAACUUAUCAGAAUGAAGCUCUUCAAAAAGUUUACUACGAACAAAUUAUAGAGAUUGCCACACGUCAGAGAGAAAUAAUUGUUAUUGAUCUUGAGGAUCUAAUUAAAGAUUCUUCUUUGGGUGAACUUUGGGUAAAAAAUAUGAAAGCGAAUGUUUUGCGUUAUAGGAAUGCUUUUUACGACGCAGUGGAUUGUAUAAUUGAAGAGAUGAACAUUUCGGAAACGGGAAACGCCGUAAGAUCCGUGGAUGAUAUGUUUCUUCUUCACCGGCGCCAGUUUGCUGCUGUGCAUAACCAAACUUUGUUGCCUUCGUUGAUGCGGAGAUACGAAGUUGUUGUGAAGGCUCCCCUCUCCCAAAGAGAACUUUCAGUCCGGGAGCUCCAUGGUAACGAUAUCGGCUCUUUGGUGAAAGUGAAGGCAAUGGUUACACGCGUUUCUGAAGUAAAACCGAGGAUGACAGUGGCCACUUAUAUAUGCAUGCAGUGCAACGGUGAGACCUUUCAGGAGGUCCUCUCUCCCCAGUUCAUGCCACUUUCCACGUGUUUGAACCAGGAGUGCUUGAGAGCAAACAGAAGUGGUGCUAAACUAGUGAUGCAAACAAGGGGAUCUAAGUUUGUAAAGUUCCAAGAAAUUCGUAUACAAGAACUGGCCUGCCACGUCCCUGUGGGCCACACGCCGAGAACGUUGAGUCUUCACGCACGCGGGUUCUCCACUAGAAAAACUAACCCUGGCGAUGUCGUUGCAAUAACUGGAUGUUAUUUGCCGAUCAUUGAGUCUGGAUUUGCGUCCUUGCGCUCUGGCUUGCUCGCUACCACUUAUAUCGAGGCCUUUGACAUCCUCCCCGACAAAACAAUGGAUGGGUCCUUCAAGUUAUCUGCCUCAGCUCAGCAGGAACUGACCCUCCUUACACGAGAACCUGAAGAAAAUUACACGAGGUUGUCGCAGUCUUUAGCACCCGAAAUCUUUGGCCUUGAAGACGUUAAAAAGGCUCUUGUCCUUAUGCUAGUGGGCGGCGUGGGGAAAGACGAUUCUUCUUCUCAGCUGAAAGUCCGAGGAGAUAUUAACAUCUGUCUAAUGGGCGAUCCGGGAGUUGCCAAAUCUCAGCUUUUGAAGUAUCUCUGCGGAGUGGUUCCGCGCGGUAUCUACACCACAGGAAAAGGAAGCUCGGGAGUUGGCUUGACGGCUUCUGUUCAGAAGGACCCAUUAACCGAGGACCUUGUUUUAGAGGGGGGCGCUCUGGUGUUAGCUGACAAGGGUGUUUGCGCCAUCGACGAAUUCGACAAGAUGGACGACACGGACAGAACGUCUAUCUAUGAAGUGAUGGAGCAACAAACCAUAUCAAUAGCUAAAGCAGGAAUAACCACAACUCUCAAUGCCCGCACAUCCAUACUGGCCGCGGCCAAUCCCGUGUUUGGUCGGUACGACCACCAGAAGUCUCUUACUGAAAAUAUUAAUCUUCCGGCCGCCCUGCUGUCAAGGUUCGAUCUUCUCUUCUUGCUAUUGGACCGACCUUCCCUAGAGGAUGACAUGCGUCUUGCUGAGCACGUGACGCAUGUGCACCAGCACAACCGGCAUCCUGAUAUCGGCUUUCCCUUACUUUCCAUGGAAGCUAUUAGAGCAUUUGCCUCUAUGGCAAAGUCAUUUACGCCCGCUCUGCCGCCAGACGUUUCUGACUAUAUUGUCGAUAUGUACGCUGAUAUGCGCCGCCGCUCUCUUCAGCUGGAUGUCACUGAAAUAAAAGUCACCCCGAGGACGCUGCUCUCUAUUAUUCGUCUCUGCACAGCUUUGGCUCGAGUCCGCCUCUCCACUGAAGUAGAAAUUUCGGAUGUUGAUGAAGCGAUUCGGUUGAUAAACGCAGCCGGUGUAUCAUUGAAGGCAGAAAAGCAUGACAGAUAUGAAAGAAGAAAGCACUACAAAGACUACAUCUAUGCGAUUAUCCAGUCCAUUAUAAACGCAUCUCCCAAUGGCAUUAUUAGCUAUGAGCGUGCCAGGCGUUCGGUGCUGAACAGGGGCUACAGCCAGCGUCAGUUCGAAGCGACCAUCAAUGCAUACCAGGAGACAAGCAUCUUUAUGGUGGACGAUGCCCGCACGGUUAUCAAGUGUAUCAGCUAGACGCCUCCACUUGUAGUUAAUAA